UCUCUUUAUAAGCAAAUCCAGAUUAUUUGCCUGAAGUGUUAUCGCGUCUCUCUGAAUGGGUCUGACUCACUAACACACGGUCUUAUCAUAAGACCAUUGACAGCUGCCAUUGAUCCCCCAGUAGCCGCCCAUGACUCGGCCUCCACCUUGGCGCUCGACCGAGGCUCUCACGACGGUGUAAACAAUAUGGCGGCACCAGAGGAACGGUCAAAAGAGGCGGAAGGAAUAAUUCGCUCGGCGCAUGAAAGUUCUUGUUGUCCUAUAUGCUCGAGACCGUUUAAAUCUCCUAAAAUUCUGCCGUGUCUUCAUACCUACUGCUCAGACUGCGUCAAGGAGAUCGUAAGAAGCCGGCUCGGAAAGUUGACUCUUCAGUGCCCAAAAUGCCCUCGAAGUGUAGACAUACCGGAUCCUUUUACACCCGACACUUUGCCAUUCUCGUUGUACCAUCGAAGGCUUUUGGACUUGAGACUACUAGAAAACCCCCAGGACUCUUCCGCAAGUUGUGGUAGCUGCGAUAGUAAAUCUCCACUCGUCUGCUAUUGUUUUCAUUGCGGCGAAUUCCUGUGCACCGAGUGUUGGAGUGCGCACAAACUCGUCAAAGUACUCAAAGAGCAUCGCCUUGUCAGAGUGGAUGAAUUCGAGCCUCAGGAUGUGCGAGAUUUGUUGCGAAAACCCUUCGCGUGCUCAAUUACCAGUCACGAAGACCAAACAUUGGAGUUUUUAUGCAAUGACUGUAAUUCAUGCAUCUGCCAAAAGUGUGCGCUCACUUCUCACAAGGGCCAUUUCUUCACAUCGAUGACGGAAGCGACAGAAGCACGCCGGCCAGAACUCCUGGAACGAGUGAAAAGUCUAAAAUUAAAGUUUCCGGUAUGCGAACGACAGGUGAAGAGAACUAGCGAAGCUAUUUUGUUGCUAGAGAAACAAGUCAACUUAGUGCGGCAGGAAAUUCGGGCGAAGACUGAAUUAAUCAUCGAAACAUUAAAAAGUCAUGAGCAGCGUAUGAUGGCGAAGCUUGAUAACAUUCACAAGGAAAGUUACCGUAAAUACAUCGCGCAAAAGAAACUAUUUGAGGGACAAGUGACGCAAAUUAACGAAUGCAUAGAUUUCUCCCAGUCCGUCCUCCAAAGAAACUUGAACUCCGAAAUACUGCAAACGUACCCCUUACUCAUCAGACGAUGCGAGGAGCUGGAUAGACUCGUGACAGAAUCCGUCACGAAAUCCCCCGAGUCUGUCACGAUAUCGUUUGCGGUAGACCACAAGCUGCUCGAACAAAUACAGAACAGCCGACUGGGGACCAUUCAUGUGACCGCAACAGACAUUAACUGCUGCACAGUAGAAGGAAAAGGACUGCAGGAAGGCUACCCGGGCCACGCUUCUCAAUUUACUGUCGCUACUGGGAGCUCUACGGGAAGAAUGUGUUACGCCAAAGGGGAUUGCGUGACAGUUCGUAUCAGUGACCCUAAGGGUAAGCUUUUGAGUAACGACAUCGACGAUCGUCGAGACGGUCGCUAUAACGUGACGUUUACACCACAGUCAUUAGGGUACCACAGUGUUAGCGUGUUCGUAAAUAAUAACCCCAUUAAGAACAGCCCUUUCACAGUAGAUGUGAGAGAAAGGUAUCAGUUGAAACAGGUAUUUAGCGCCGUUGGAGGGAGCCCCGAACAGUUUCAGCAGCCACGUGCAGUUGCAGCGAGUCUGAAUGGUGAGCUUGCGGUGGCGGACAGCGGUAACCACCGCAUACAGCUCUUCGACUGUCAAGGGAAGCAGCUCAAAUAUCUGCGGCAAUUCGGGUCAGCGGGUACGCACAAAGGCGGCAUGCGCUGGCCAUCGGGGGUCACUUUUGAUUCCGAAAAUAAUAUAUUAAUAUCAGACACGGAAAACAAUAGGAUACAAAUUUUCUCCAAGCACAAGGAUAUUGUAUUGGCAUUUGGGCAAACAGAGCUUGAGAACCCACAGGGGAUAUGUGUGAACGAUAAAGGGCACAUCGCUGUGUGCAGCGGAGGACAGAAUCCAGGCGUGAAGAUCUACUCAGAAGAUGGAAAAUUCCUAAAACACUUUAACAACCCCGAAAAUGGACGUUUCCCCGCUUACCUCACGUACAACAGUGGGCGGUACUUUGUGUCUUACUCCGAUGGGUCGGUGGUAAAGGUGUUUGAUACUAACGGGUCUUUCUUGUACUGUAUCGGGAUGCGAGACGGUGACCCGCAUGGAGACUACAGACCACGUGGCCUUGCGAUAGACAUGGAUAAUCACCUUCUUGUCAGUGACCGGACUGGACUGGGUAUUCAGAUAUUCACCCUCGAUGGACGGUUUAUAAGUAGUUUUGGUGAGGAGCAAGAGAGGUUUGGCCUGUGUAGGUAUGUGGACCUUGCAAUAUCUGCGGAUGGGAGGCUAUUUGUGCUGCAAGACUUUGGGUUUAACAGUCGACUGAGGAUUUUUCAAUGAUGUGCUCUUUUGUGCUGUUUUUUU
Messenger RNA from Nematostella vectensis (starlet sea anemone), 2469 nucleotides. RefSeq names its product RING finger protein nhl-1. Gene Ontology annotation, molecular function: ubiquitin protein ligase activity; protein binding; zinc ion binding. The transcript has a single exon. NCBI's taxonomy places the organism in Eukaryota, Metazoa, Cnidaria, Anthozoa, Actiniaria, Edwardsiidae. The record is from RefSeq and is a predicted model, not a curated record. Bases 187 to 2445 code for a protein of 752 amino acids. Gene Ontology annotation, biological process: proteasome-mediated ubiquitin-dependent protein catabolic process; protein polyubiquitination.